CCCAGGACCCUGCAUUCACUAUAUAUGGUCUCCCAGGACCCUGCCUUCACUAUAUCUGCUCUCCCAAGACCCUGCAUUCACUAUACCUGUUCUUCCCGGACCCUGUAUUCACUAUAUCCGCUCUCGCUGGACCCUGCAUUCACUAUAUCUGGUCUCCCCGGACCCCGCAUUCACGAUAUCUGGUCUCCCUGGACCCUGCAUUCACUAUAUCUGGUCUCCCCGGACCCUGCAUUCACUAUAUCUGGUCUCCCAGGACCCUGCAUUCACUAUAUCUGGUGACCCUGCAUUCCCUAUAUCUGGUCUCCCCGGACCGUGCAUUCACUAUAUCUGGUCUCCCCGGACCCUGCAUUCACUAUACCUGGUCUCCCACAGUACACACAACAUGAAGUAUAA
Messenger RNA from Staurois parvus, 393 nucleotides. NCBI's taxonomy places the organism in Eukaryota, Metazoa, Chordata, Amphibia, Anura, Ranidae. The record is from the annotation of a GenBank genome assembly.